AGCACCAUGGCCAGCUCUCUUCCUCAUCCCAACUCCUAUACUGCAUACGCUUUCACCGAGAAGCACGGAUCUUUGCAGAAAAUAACAGUUCCUUGGAGGGAUCCAGAGGAAGGGGAGAUUGUGGUCAAAGUCAUCGCAUGUGGAGUCUUGAUUUACAGUGACGACCAAGUUCCCAAGGGCUUAUUUCCCAUUGAUUACCCUCGUAUUCCAGGACAUGAGAUAGUCGGAGAUGUUGUCUCAAUACCUCUCACUGAGACUACUUGGACGCUUGGUCAACGCGUCGGUGGAGGAUGGCAUGGGGGA
Dichomitus squalens LYAD-421 SS1 is the source of this 303-nucleotide messenger RNA. RefSeq names its product GroES-like protein. NCBI's taxonomy places the organism in Eukaryota, Fungi, Basidiomycota, Agaricomycetes, Polyporales, Polyporaceae. The annotation marks the transcript as partial. The record is from RefSeq and is a predicted model, not a curated record. The transcript has 2 exons.